GCCGGCGGCGCUCGGGCCCUCCCGCGGCUCCCGGCCCUCGCUCGCGCCCGGCUGUGGAUCGGGGCGGCGGAAGAGAAGGAGGCGGAGGGAGAGGAGCAGGCGGCAGCGGGGCGCAGUGAACAAGCGCUGCGAGAAGCCAUGUCCGCGCCCGCCGGGCUGCCGCCGCGGCCCGCCGCUGCCGCCGCGUUUUCCCCGGGCGGGCCCGGCAGCUCCCUGGAGGCCGCGGCCCCGGCGAGCGGCGCGCCGCGCUGCCAGAACGGUCCUAUGCAGAGUCAGAUGCAGUUCCCCUCUGGCUGUGGCUCACAUCUUCCAAACUACAGUGCCCCGUCAGGACACUAUUCCCAAGUGCCCAGUAAAGCUGCUGCUUCGCAUCUGGAUAAUCAGUACAGAGCCAGUUACUACCCUGGUUACUAUUCAGCACCAGCACAAAAUGUUAUGACGUCUGUGGGUAGCAACGUGUUGAAUGCACAGGAGUCACAGCAAUUGUACAACAAUACUCCUCCUCAUUCAGGGGGGUCCAUUGACAGAUCUGUUCAAGGAGCAGUUUCAUCUGCGUCCUACUCGCAUGUGAGUGCUCAGCAGUCAUAUUCAGCAUUUGAUAAUCACUACAGCACUUCUGUCAGCUCUUCAGUUGCAUCUCAGGGAUUUCCCCUUAAUUCUGAUCACUACAACAUGCCCGUGGUUUCUGGUGCCAUGUAUCCUAAUGUUUCCUAUCCUUCCAUGGCUGCUGGCAGUGUCUAUGGGCAGACAUUUACCUCUCAGAGUCUACCUGCUGUUGGACAGUUCAAAGAGACAAAUGCAUUUUCUAGCCAGAGUACAUCAGUACCUCAUUCCCUUCAACAGCAUCUUCCUGUGGGAUAUAAUACAACAUUAUCAGCUGUUUCAUCUGCUCAGUCUGUGCCAGACAACCUCAGCAGGAAUCUCACUGGAUCAGUUGCUAAAGUAAACAACCAAAUAAAUACAGGUGGCAUUGAUUCUUCACAGCCUGUGCACUCUGUGAGCCAGAAUGUUCCAUUUACCAAGCCUGGAGUUGGAACAUCUGUUUCCUCUGCUACGAUGUCGUCGGUAAGGUCACCUGCUCCAAGCCUGUCUUCAAAGCCACCAUCUUCAACAUCUGUUACACAGUCACCAGAGCUGGCCCUUCAAGAAGGCAUGCAGUAUGGUGGAUAUGUUAAUAAUCAAGCUAGCUCUGCACCAGCUCCCUUGUCAUCAAGUUCAGAUGAUGAGGAAGAGGAUGAGGAGGAUGAGGAAGCAGCACUUGACAGUUCCUCUACUACAAGCAGUGCCUCUCCUGUUCCAAACAAUUAUGAUGCCCUGGAAGGAGGUGGCUAUCCAGAGACACGUUCUGUGACCAGCAGCCCAGUUCCCUCUCCAUCAGUCCUCCAAGCAUCAAAAGCUUCUAAGCCCUUUGGUUAUGGAUAUCCAGCACUACAGCCAGGCUACCAAAAUGCAACACCACCUACUCCUGUGCAGCCCAGUAAUCCAGGACACCAUCCUGGUUUUCAGCACUAUCCACAGCAAUAUCCAGGUGUGAACCAGCUGUCCUCUUCCUUAGGAGGAUUAAGUCUACAGCAUUCUCAGCAGCCAGAAAGCUUGAGACCAGUAAACCUUACACAUGAUAGAAAUAUUCUACCAGUGUCUUCAGUUCCAGCACCUGUGCCUAACUUGAAUUCUGAUCUUAGGAAAUUAAACUGCAAUCCAGACUCAUUUCGAUGUACAUUGACAAAUAUUCCACAGACACAGGCUUUGUUAAACAAAGCUAAGCUUCCUUUGGGUUUGUUGCUGCAUCCCUUCAGGGACCUAACGCAAUUACCAGUAAUAACAUCAAGCACAAUAGUGAGGUGCAGAUCCUGCAGGACUUAUAUCAACCCUUUUGUUUCCUUCAUUGAUCAAAGGCGGUGGAAAUGCAACCUGUGCUAUAGAGUUAAUGACGUUCCUGAAGAAUUUAUGUAUAAUCCUCUGACACGGUCUUAUGGAGAGCCUCAUAAACGCCCAGAGGUGCAAAAUUCUACAGUGGAAUUCAUUGCUUCUUCAGACUAUAUGCUUCGUCCUCCUCAGCCUGCGGUGUAUUUAUUUGUUUUAGAUGUGUCUCAUAAUGCAGUGGAGGCUGGAUAUUUGACAAUACUCUGCCAGUCAUUGCUGGAAAACCUGGACAAGCUGCCUGGAGAUUCAAGAACAAGGAUAGGGUUCAUAACGUUUGACAGCACUGUUCAGUUUUACAACUUGCAAGAAGGUUUAUCACAGCCUCAGAUGCUGAUUGUCUCAGAUAUUGAUGAUAUUUUUCUACCUACGCCAGAUAGUUUACUUGUAAAUCUCCAUGAAAGCAAAGAGCUGAUAAAAGAUCUUUUGAAUGCAUUACCAAAUAUGUUUACCAAUACAAGAGAAACACACAGUGCAUUGGGCCCCGCUCUUCAGGCUGCAUUUAAACUGAUGUCUCCAACGGGUGGUCGGAUCUCUGUGUUUCAAACUCAGUUACCGUCUUUGGGAGCUGGGCUUCUGCAUUCCAGAGAGGAUCCCAAUCAGAGGUCAAGCACAAAGGUGGUCCAGCAUCUUGGUCCAGCAACAGACUUUUAUAAGAAGUUGGCACUGGAUUGCUCUGGCCAACAGACUGCUGUGGAUUUAUUUCUCUUAAGUUCACAAUAUUCUGAUCUAGCUUCUCUUGCUUGCAUGUCCAAGUAUUCUGCUGGAUGCAUCUAUUACUAUCCAUCUUUCCAUCACAGCCAUAAUCCUGCUCAGGCUGAAAAGUUGCAAAAAGACUUGAAGAGAUACCUUACAAGAAAGAUUGGAUUUGAAGCAGUUAUGCGCAUAAGAUGUACAAAAGGUCUUUCAAUACACACUUUCCAUGGGAAUUUUUUUGUACGAUCCACUGACUUACUGUCCCUUGCUAAUGUCAAUCCUGAUGCUGGAUAUGCAGUACAAAUGUCCAUAGAGGAAAGUCUGACUGACACAUCUUUGGUUUGUUUUCAAACAGCUCUUUUGUAUACUUCCAGUAAAGGUGAGCGUCGAAUUCGAGUGCACACACUUUGCUUGCCUGUAGUGAGUUCCCUGUCUGAGGUAUAUGCAGGAGCAGACGUACAAGCAAUUGUGUGCCUUUUAGCAAACAUGGCUGUGGAUCGCUCAGUUUCAUCCAGCCUUGCCGAUGCAAGAGAUGCCUUAGUCAAUGCCGUGGUGGAUUCCUUGGCAGCAUACAUGUCAACUGCCUCAAAUCUGCAGCAGUCCAUGCUGAUAGCACCAAAUUCCCUCAAGCUCUUCCCACUCUAUAUUUUGGCUCUUCUCAAACAGAAAGCCUUCAGAACAGGCACAAGUACACGCUUGGAUGAUCGUGUUUAUGCAAUGUGCCAGAUGAAGAGCCAGCCUCUUGUUCAUUUGAUGAAGAUGAUACAUCCCAACUUGUACAGAAUAGACAAGCUGACUGAUGAGAGUACAAUACAUGUAAAUGACAGAGUUGUUCCUCAGCCACCCCUUCAGAAGUUGUCUGCAGAGAAGUUGACAAGAGAAGGAGCUUUUCUUAUGGAUUGCGGUUCAAUUUUUUACCUUUGGAUUGGAAAAAACUGUGAUAACAACUUUAUAAAAGAUGUUCUUGGAUACCCGAACUAUGCAUCAGUGCCACAGAAAAUGACACAGCUUCCUGAGGUGGAUGCACCUUCUUCAGAGAGGACACGAUCUUUUAUAUCUUGGCUUAGAGAUAGUAGACCUUUAAGUCCAGUUCUUCAAGUAAUAAAAGAUGAGAACCCUGCCAAAACAGAUUUUUUUCAGCAUUUAAUUGAGGAUCGGACAGAAGCAGCUUUCUCUUAUUAUGAAUUCCUACUUAAUAUUCAACAGCAGAUUUGUAAGUGACCAAGGAAUAGGUAGAAGAAAAAGCCUGUCUUCAGACAGAAGCAUGGGCCAAGAGAAGCAUAUGGGAAGUUACAGAAGUGGAUGCUUAUUCUUCACAAUAUACAGUGACCAGCAUUGUUCUGGAUGCUUUACAGCUAAAGGAGUAUACAUUUCCAAAAGAAUUUUGCAGAUUUCCUUCAGUCUAAAAGUGCUACGAGUGAUGAAGCUGUUUCACUAGUAAACUUUAAAAUUGGUUUGUACACGUUUCCAGUUGUGCAGCGGUAUGGUGCUCUGUUUAUUGCAAGCUGGUAAUUUAUGUAGCUAUGUGGGAUGAUAUUUCUUAACAAAAUGUACAAUUAGGUAAAGCCUUUUUUCUUACAUUUGUUAUAGUAGCCCUUCCAGAUCCAAAUCCUUAACAGAGAUGUCAAAGGGCAGUGAUGUAUGUUGGUUGUUUAUAUGAAUUUCUUUUUAAAAAGAAUCGUUCAUAUUUGCUAAAGACUUCAGCAAAUUCCCUGUGAAAGUUGUAGAGUUUCAGUAAAGUAAAUCAAUUGUAGAAAUAAAAUAUAUAAUGUACAUAGGUAUUACAUUUGUAAAGAAAAUGUAAAAAAUGUAACUAAAAAAAAGACCUAGCUCAUUGUGCAAAAUUGAGUGCUCGGUGAUGAUGAAUUGUUUUGUCCCAGGCUAGACAAUGAAGUUGACUAUUAAAACACGAUUUAAAAAGUAUCAAUAUAGAAGGACUACAGCUGCUGCUUCUGUUAAUUUUAGGUAAAUUUAUUUAUGAUUGGCUUACUAAUUAAAAUAUUUUGCUUUAUCACGUGGUUUUAUAUUUAUGCAACUAUAAUAAUUUUCCAGCUAAACUCUUGCCGAGCUGAAUAUUGAAGAAAACGUUUACCACCUUAUUUCACAGACCUGUGGAAGGGAGGAGGAAACACCACAUAAUCUGAAAUGGGUUUUGAUACAGAGUUCCUAAACCCCUUGUUAUGUAUUAUCCUAAAGAAGGAAUAUCUGUUAACCUUGUUUGACGUUUUGUAACUACUGUAGUCCUGGUCCAUAUUCCUGUAACUUGUAUUGUCCUCCAUUUAGAGUAAGCGUGGGUAAUCACUCACACUUGAAGAUUUGAAUUCUGCUGUGAUCUAAAGAAAAACAAGGGAUGUGAAAACUAAUUACAUUACAUCAGUGAAAGUAAAGGCUUUAAAAUGACAAAAUUCAAAAUGUAAUCACACUUGCAUAUUUCAGAAACUUUGCUCUUGCUAAUGUUUUGGUAACUCAAGGGUUUGGGCUUUUUGAUAGAUUUAUGACAGAUUUUUCAGUUUGGUUAAGUUGGGAUGGUUUUCUUUGGCUUUUUUCUUUUUUAGAGACACAAUAAAUUCAUAAAGUUUAAUUAAUUCAAUCAGUCAUACUUAGUUUCCUGAACUAUGUUUAUCUGUUUGGUUUAAUGAAAUGUGACUACAAUGAAAUAAUUAGGUACAAAAAAGUAAAUUAUGAUUAGUAUGAUUACAUUUUAAUGUAAUGUAGCCUUGAAAAUGCUAACAUUGUAUUUUAACUGCUAUAGCCCCUGAAUCAAAUAGUCAAGGAGAAAAUGUACUAGCUAUGGUUUGCAAAUGCUUUAAAAGCUACAACAGUUAAAUUGCGCAAGUAGUGUUACUCUGCAUGUUAGCACAAACUCAUUGUUUGGAGAAAAUACCUUACCUUAUAUUUGUGUGUUGUCCUUAACUACAUGUGUUUAAGUUACCCAAAGAAUUACAUAAGAGAAGCUUUCCAUUUAGUAAAUUAAUUUAUAAUGUAAUAAACAUCUGAGGCAAUGCUGAAUUGUUGUCCUGAAAUCAGACCUUCAGGAUUUCAGUGCUUGUUUGUAAAGUAAUGUGCAUUGGGUGAAAGCUAAGUGCUGCUGAAGAGUGGGGCAUGUUAAAAAUCAUUUGUAUUUGCAAAGAUGAGAAGAGCAUGUUAACAUUUCAAAUGCUCCAUGAAGAUGCUUCUGAUUGUGAGUUUGAUAUCUGGGAACAUGUUACACCGUGAUUAAUUGCAAUAUAUUCUGUAAAUCAUUUCUUUAAGUUUUAUUCAUCUAGUAUAGUUUUUGUACAUAAAAAUUAUGAAAAGUACAUCUUUAGAGCUAUUUGUUCAGUAAAAUUAUUACACAGCACAGACAAUAUAAUUACUUUUUUAUUAGUUAUAAGGCACAUCUCCAUUCUGACUGAUCUUUGGUUUAAGUUUUAAAAAGACAGUCUCAUGGAAACGUCUUGAAUUUGAAACAUCUCAGGAUUCAGGGUACUGAUUUUAGUCUUUUGAUCAAUAGAGUAUCUGUAGGCAUGACAGGAGUAUCUCUGAGAAGGACCUGGGGUCCUGGUGGGCACCGAACUGUCCAUGAGCCAGCAGUGCCCUUGUGGCCAAGAAGGCCAUUGGUAUCCUGGGUGCAUUGGGAAGAGCAUGGCCAGCUGCUCAAGGGAGGUGAUCCUGCCCCUCUGCUCAGCCUGGUGAGGCACAUCUGCAGUGCUGAGUCCAGUUCUGGGCUCCUCAGCCCCAGGGGGACAUGGAGCUCCUGGAGCAGGUCCAGCAGAGACCACGAGGGCAAUGAGGGACUGGAGCAUCUCUUAUGAGGAAAAGCUGAGGGAGCUGGGCCUGUUCAGCCUGGAGAGGAGACAACAGAGAGGGGAACUCGGUGUUUUUAAACAUCUGCAGGGAGGGAGUCAGGGGAUGGAGCCAGGCUCUGCUCAGUGAUGCCAAGCAACAGGACACGAGGCAAUGGGCAGAAACUGAUGGACAGAAAAUCCACCUGAACAUGAGGAAGAACUGCUUUACUGUGUGGGUGACUGAGCACUGGAACAGAUUGCCCAGAGAGGCUGGGGUGUCUCCCUUACUGGAGAUAAUUCAAAAGCCAUCUGGAUGCAAUCCUGUGCAACAUGCCUUGGGAUGAGCCUGCUUGAGCAGGGUAUCAGACCAGAUAAGCUCUGGUCCCUUCCAGCUCAAAGCAUUCUGUGAUUGAAAAGAAAUUUUCUCUUAAAAAGGCUCGGAUCAUGCCACUGUAGCAGAAGAUAGUGAUUAAAGAUUGAUCCCAGCAAGGGAAGUACUGUGAAGCUCAACAAGUUUGUUGCCUACAUCAGUAAGGCUUUGGAGAAGAGAUAAAAGACAUACUUUUAUAUCUGCUCAAAUGAAGUGCUGAACUGUCAAAAGUAACUCUCUAGGCACUCUAGGGAUUGAACAAGUGUCUUCUACACUGCAUAAUAUACAUCAUGUCUAUUUAAUUGGAAAUUUAAGAUUUCCCAGGGAUUUCCCUGCCCCAGCUAAAUAAGUCUUUGGGUGAUCAAUUAAAAUGUUCUGUAUUUUAAAUACUAACAGUGGGGGUCCCUUUCAUAUCUUUGUUCUACAAUGCAACAUCUUGUACUUCUUUUACCAAGGAAGUAGUAUGGAAGUUCUUGUGGGAGAAAUUAGAGCCCGUGAAGCUCUUGGAAUGGUAGGAUGCAUGAUGCUGGUCCCUGAGAAGCGUUAUUGAACUCAAUUCUUUGUUUCAUUCUUAAGCUUAUUAGAAAUAAACUAUUUAUGAAUCUUGAUGAAGAGCUUCUUAUGGCAGUGAAGGAAAGAUGACCCAGACAGGAAAUUUUGUUUUGCCUUGGCUUUCUGUGAAUUUUGUCAGCUACUGAAAAGAUAGUUUUCUCAUGGCUGGUGUUUGUAAAAAGCCAAAAGCAGUUGUUAGUAAUCCUGAGAGACAAGAACUCUUCAGUAAUUUUAACUGUGAAGUCAAGUUUUUUCACAACAGGUAGAUUUUAAGAGUUUUAUGAUGAAGUUUCAAGGUAUGGCACACAAGUGGGUAAAUGAGGAAGUCAUUACAACCUCAGUCACUGACUUCUGCACUUAGAAGUUUUGAACUGUAUUUGUCUCUGCAGGCAGGAUGUAACCCUGCAGAAAUUCAGUAGUCUAUGGGGAGCGGGGAGGUCUGAGGCUUAGCUGGCAGUGAAUUUAUGCAAUACCCCAAAUAAAUGUCUGUUACGAUGAAAAAAUACUUAAAUUAUGUUUUGUUUAAAAGCAAUUUUUUUCAUAUUUUAAUACAUGUUAAAUUUUUAUAUAGUAUUUUCUAGUAGUUUAUUCAGUUCUAAAAAAGGGUGAGAGGGUUUUCCAUACCCUAUUGCAUCUCAGAUUUUUAUAAAGGAGGUAGAAUAUAAUUGGAAUCACAGAUACUUCUGAUUUUUAGCAUACCAGGAUCUGUGAUAGACUUGUAUUGGAAAUUUUAAAAGGAAUGGGCAAACUGUAAUGAUUUAUUGAUGCAAUUUCUUUACCUCUCAGCCUCUAGAAUUAAAAAAAAAAAAGAAAACCUAUUUCUAGCAGUCUUGCAUUUCUUUACUUAAACUGAUGUUAUGUUAUAUUUAAAUUCAGGAAUCUAAAACAUGUUUUUAAACCAAAAACUUUCACAAAUAACUGGGAUUCAAAUCUCUUUUGAGAACGUUUUAUUGUUCCUCACAAGAUACUGGUGAUUCCUGUCCAUGGAAAAAUUCAAAGGCAUUUCUACCUUUUGGAGGGUAUCAAGAGAAUUCUCACAUGAUUAGCAUCACGUAAAAGAUUGUUAGAACAACAAUGACAGUUCAAGUAACUAUGUAAUAGAUCUUUCUUCAUUUCAUGCUUCAAUCGCUUGCAGGGCCUUUAAUGUCUUACCCUUUACAGUUUUGAUAAGUAGGAAAAAAUAAAUAUUACCCAGAGUUUCUUCUUACUUUCCUGUGGCAGACCUUAGCAAAAGGAGCUGCCUAAUUAGAAGUACCAGUCGGACACAGAAUUUUAGUCUGUGCACAUUUCUACAGAAGAUAAAUAGGGGAGGUGGAAAAGCUCCUGGAAAUAUUUCACUAUGUAUUAAAUUUUUUUUUUCUUAAAGGAGAAAGGAUUAAAAUGUCAUUUUCUUGCACCUA
Messenger RNA from Oenanthe melanoleuca, 8705 nucleotides. It is a transcript of the gene SEC24B, whose product is annotated as SEC24 homolog B, COPII coat complex component. Lineage: Eukaryota; Metazoa; Chordata; Aves; Passeriformes; Muscicapidae. Gene Ontology annotation, cellular component: COPII vesicle coat; endoplasmic reticulum exit site. The transcript has 24 exons. The coding region runs from base 139 to 3837 and encodes 1232 amino acids. Gene Ontology annotation, molecular function: SNARE binding; zinc ion binding. Gene Ontology annotation, biological process: endoplasmic reticulum to Golgi vesicle-mediated transport; intracellular protein transport; COPII-coated vesicle cargo loading. The record is from RefSeq and is a predicted model, not a curated record.